Caenorhabditis auriculariae is the source of this 1174-nucleotide messenger RNA. The record is from the annotation of a GenBank genome assembly. NCBI's taxonomy places the organism in Eukaryota, Metazoa, Nematoda, Chromadorea, Rhabditida, Rhabditidae.
AUGUUGGGUCGUUCACAAGUUGUUGCAGAGAACACGGCACGCGUCUACUUCCAACAUAUGCGACGAAUGGCACACGUGAGUUUUUUUUUUUUUGAAGUCUGUGACGACCAUCCUUUUGAAUUGGCUUCGAAAAACCAUUGAGGGUCCUGUACAUGCCAAUCAUUUUUCCAGCACACCGAGAAAGGAUUGUUCGGCAAUGCUUUCGACAAAACCAAAGAGCUUGCUACAGACACCAACGACAAGCUGAAAGAAGCCCUAAAAGCUGCGAUCGGCGGAGAGACUGCGAACACUGAGGCCGUCGCCAGCACCUCGGAUGAAGACUCUCGUAGUUUGUUAGGAUCGGCUGCGGAAAAGGUAGCUGUUCUCUUUUAGACUUGAAAUUAGGCCGACUAGGGCAGGCUUGUGCGAGGGCCGGCCCGUCAACCUCUCGGCCUCCGGCCACUUUCCAAGCCCGGCCCUAGGAAGGCCGUAAACAAAAAUGAUUGGCCCGGCCCGAAAAACUUAAAUUCUGUUCAAGUCGAUUUUUUCGCUUUUUUAACGAGAAAAUUGGUAUUUUUGCUUAUUUUUUCUCAUAGAGUUAUUAGAAACUAUGAUUCAAGAAGUAAAAAUAAUUUUUCCGUGAAAUUUUUUCAAAAUGAAAUUUAAGAUUUCUUUCGAAGUCCGGCCUGGCCCGAGCCCGUGCAGGCUUUUUUUUAAAAUAAUUUUAGGCCCAAAGCCCGGGCCGGGCCGCCCGGCCUGACGCACAAGCCUGGACUAGGGUCAGCUGUCAGUGCUCCAUGGAGAAUCCUUCCCGUUUGUAUACUUUUUCUCAAAUCAUGAUGUUGACGAAAAUAAAUUCAAAUCUUUUCAGAAAAAUGAACUUCGAGAGAACUUGUCCGAAGCUCUCGAAAGUCUAAAAGAAAAGGUCGCCGAGCAAUGGGAGGUUAUGACUGGCGUUGAAGCUCCAAAGGAUGAGCUCAACGCCCAAGAAAACUACGAGAACCUAUCUGGUAGCGACCAGCAAAACGUAGGUUUUUUUUGUUGAAUACUUAUUUCUAUUAGUUUUUAAUCUACAUGUACUUAAAAGUUUUCGAAGAAGUUUAAACAUGUUUUAAUUUUUGAAUUUUAGCUUCCAAUCAACAGCUUCCCUGGUCACGAUCUUCCCAGAAACGCCAGCGACCAACUAAGACAAUAA